Messenger RNA from Leptomonas pyrrhocoris, 3286 nucleotides. RefSeq lists its product as hypothetical. The transcript has a single exon. NCBI's taxonomy places the organism in Eukaryota, Euglenozoa, Kinetoplastea, Trypanosomatida, Trypanosomatidae. The record is from RefSeq and is a predicted model, not a curated record. Bases 86 to 3286 code for a protein of 1066 amino acids.
GCUUUUCAACUUACCCCGCCAAGUUAUGCAACAUCCGAGUGGAAAUAAGACCUGUUUCAUUACGUAGACUUAAAUAGGGAAAAAUAUGAACUCAAACAUGAUCCACGUGCGUGUGGUGCGAGCCACGACGUCUUUCCUCGCGCUCCGACCAGGUGCUUUUCGCCGGUGGUGGUGGCCCCAGGUGGAGCCUUACACUUCUCGUCCUACCCUCGGGAGUGCGUACCGCACGCUUCACAGCCGUACCGCUUCGUCAUCACCGUCUGCUGCACCUCCGCGCUUUAACGAUCCCAUCAGCAUCGAUGCGUCACAGCACUCUGCCGCCGCUGCUGCCGGCGAGCCACCAGGCGCCUCCGCUUCCACCUCAUUUACCGCUGUCAGCAACGCACCACCGCCUCCUCGGCGGCUUCUCUUCCUGCCGGCUGCCGACUCCUUCGCUCAGUCGCGCGUAAAAAACUAUCUACAACGCAUCCUCGCCACUCCCGCUCCGGAGGGCACAAUGGCGGCUUCUUCAACAGGUAAGAGCAGCAAGACCGGCGCAACCACAAACAGCUUCAGCUUUGCCGACGUCGUUCCCCGUAAGCUUUCCGCAGAAGAAAAAGAGUUGUACACGACGAUUGCGGAGCCAAGCCACGCGUGGACCUCAUCGUUUGAGUUACCGGUGGACGUCUUUGUCAGCGACCGUCUCACGCGCCGAUACAUUACGGCAACUGGUGUGGCCGUAGAGCCGAAGACGUCCAUCAUCGCGGCCUGCAUGCACGCAGAGCGCUGCCUUGACGCCCUGCGCAUCCCUCUCUUCACCUCGCAACAGCGACAGCACCAGCGUGUGCUGCAGGCGCAGGCGGAAGGCCGCACCUCCGCGGAGGUGUCCGACGUGCCACACGAGUUGUCGCGGGUGGUGCUGCCGCCGCCAGUGUGCCUGCCAUCCGGCGCGAGUGCGCAAACGACACAGCGACUCGCCUCUUACCAGCCGAGGCGUGAGCGGAACGCGCACCCCACCGCAAGGGGGUCCUCUUCUGCUGGCUCGGGAUUCGACACAUCCGCGGAGAGCAAAGGCGCGGACAACGGGACGAGUGGCGGUCACAGUCGUCCUCCACAUCAACGGAGGAAUACGAAGAAACCACGAAGGCGCUUCGAUAGCUACGUGACUCGCUACGGCGGCGACCCUUUUGUGCGUACCGCACUCAACGAGCUCGCCGCCUUGCAGUCGACACUGUUCGCGCACAACCGCCCUAACGACGGAGAUGACGAUGUCGUGGAUGACGAGCAAGAGUUGGACUCGAUUCGCAUCACCGCCGAGGAGGUGGCCAUCCUCCAGCCGGAGUUGCUCCCACGUGAGCGCACGCCAGGUGCGGUCCCGGGGCACGAUGAGCGUACCAAGCCAAUGCAAACGACGGUUACGACACAAGCGCACCCUGUCACGCGGGAGACGGAGUUGUACCAAUACUCACACAAAAGUCGCAUUGCGAAGAUCGAUGAGACUGAGGACGGCCUGUACGAUUUGGUGGACGGCUUUGACGGGGAAUGGGCUAUGGAGCCGGAUGUGCCGGGGCCGUGGUGUCUACGCGACGCGGGCGCUGUUGCGCGCGUCGACAAGUACGUGCAGCGGGUCAGCGGCCACUCCUUCAAGGAUUCGGUGCAAGUGCACUUCACCGAGGAAGACACAUUCCAGUUCCUUCAGGACAAGUCCCGCUACGGGGUGGAGCAGAAGCGGUGGUACACGGCCUCGCUGGACCUAAGCGAGAUUGGCGUCCGCGCCGUCGGCAAGGGUACGACGCAGGCGGUGGCCUUCGACCUGUGUGCGAUGCACGCGGAGCGGCUGUUGCAGUGGUUCGGGCGGCCCCUUUACACCAACCCACACGCGCAGGCGUUGUACUACGACGCGUGUCUCAAGUGGGGCCGUCACAUGGCUGCCGCGCCUAUCGACCCGUCGACCGUGAACGUGCUGAGCGCGAAGCUGCCAAAAGCGAUGAAGGAGUGGUUCCGCAGCAGGAAGAUGCGCGUUCGUGGCUCGGAAAUGAACGUGAUGGAGAAGCUGCUGUUACUCAACCGGACCGUUGUGCACGCCUACCGCAAGCACUUGUUAGAGGCGGAUAUCUUCGCUACGGACAAGUACACGGAGCUCUUCUCCCUGGUCGAGCCAUGCGUCCGCUCCUUCAUGGUUGCCAUGCAACACCCUUUUGAGAGUGCGUACUUCAGCCUCGUCUACCAGAAGGACUCGCAGUACCGCACAACGAUUUACCUACCGCUUCCCGACCGCUACGGCGCACGCGGCGGCUACGCGAUCGCCUCCACGCCCCAAAACGGCAUCAAACUCGCUGCGUUGAGCGCAGUGGACGUGCUGUGCGCGCUAGAUGUGAUCCCGCCGGUGUGCAUGGCGCAGCCACGGUGGCAGCGUCUGAUGGAGCUGCGAGAGUCGUUUGGGUUGUUGCUGCCGCCGUCCUACGUGCACCAGCGACUCAUGGAAAACGCAGCGACGGACGCGGCGCGGGCCGCCGUCGGUCCGCCGCCACCGCCGCCGCACCCCCUCCUUCGUUCGCCUCCGGGAUACCGGGAAACGCUGGGGCUGACGACCGUCAUUGCGCGACAUGAAGAUGUGUGGCGGAUUAUGCUAUUGGAUGCUGACAUCUUCGAUGUUGUUCCGGGCACCGCAGAACUUAAGAAAUCCUCCAGGAACCACGGGGGUUUCGAUUACGCGGUAUUGCCCCUUGAUUUUUUUCGAGAAGCGGUUUCCUACCUGUUUCAUUGGAACGUAAGGGUGGGCGAGGAGCACCGUCACAUGUUUAAUUACACCGGUGCCCAGCGCUACCUACAUUUCCGCAAGACCAGUGCAAACAACUUUUGGAUGGAGUUGCCGUUGGAUGAGGCCAUUUAUGGGAAGCGUAUCGCGAUGGGGCGGUGCCUCACUCGGAGAGGGGCGGAGCGUAUGAUGUGCAUCCACGCCUUGCGCAUUCUCCGCACACUGAAGUUAGCGCCGUGGGACCUGCUCGGCACUGCGAAGCUGGCAUGCGUCAUGUACGACGCUAACCUGCAAAAAGCUGAUAAGCGAGUUCGACAGUGGAAGUGGCUGUGCGCUGCGGUGCUCGACGGACGCGCUGAUGAGGAAGGUGAGCAGUUAAACCUCUCCAUCCCCGAAGCAGAGAUUACGAUGGAUGUGGUGACAAACAACGGCGGGCAGCUUUCCAGCGAUGCGACAGUAAACGAAACCACUAUGUUGAUUGACAUGAAGCACGUUCUUUCUCCCCACCCGGUGAUGUCUCGUGAGCUUGCCGUGGGCACCUUUGGUUAG